UUUACGGGACAAUAUUCUCUAUUUCGUUUUAGAUAAAAUUUACGCAGAUUUCUCGUCUGAGACUUUACUAAAUUGAAGAAAUUCAUCCUAUAAAUCAAAGAGUUACGUAAGUGAUCAAACUGAAAUUUCAGCAUCUCUUUCGUUUUAAAUUAAUGAAGCCAAGUUGAAGAAAAACCUUCAUUGCAGCGUAACUAUUAAAUUUUAAUUGGUUAAUUUCGUGGGCAUUUGCUUAGUUUCUCAAACUAUUGACGUAAUGGUUUAGUGCCUCUCUCUCUUAAUAUCUCGCGAACAGAUACUCAAGUGUUCAUGAAACUAUGCUCUGUGAUGACUGAUGGACUCAGACAGUUGUUCCCCAGUGAACUCAAUGCAACACGCACGACACCAGAGGUUUACAGCGCAUCGCUGCUUCCGCAUCAACGUCCGAGUUACGUGAAGUGUCUUCAGCAAUUUAACAGUUGACGCGGCCCGCGUUUUCCGAUGUCCAGUGACUCCCGUCGAAGCGGCAUGUCCCGUAACGCGCUUCUAGAAGUAAACAUACCGAAGAAGUGUCUGGGGAUGAUGCUAGGUACUCCGCUGUGCAAAUCGGGGUCUUCCCUCGACCUGACCGCCCUGUCGAAGAGUGAGGACGACCAGCAGACGUCACGUGAAGGGAAACUGCGUCGCGUGUUCACGACGCACGCUCGGAGACGAUCCACCAGGAAGAAGGAGUUGGUUCCGGGGUUCAACCUCAGCCACAUGAUGAAGGAACCGCUCAGGGUUGUCCAUUCCGUUCCUCUCAGCUUUCCAAACGGCUCGUCCACGAACGACCUGAUCUCCAGGAGAGGCGUUUUCAGUCGAAGGCAUUACGGAUCUGUGGAACUGCUGCCGCAGAUCGAGUCGGACGGGCAGGAACUGAACGGGCGUCGAUUCCGCGUAGAAAAUGGAGAAACACUUGGAGAGAAGGAAGAGAUAUUCGGGUCACCGAGCACGCCGAUCCUGGAGAACCCUGAGUAUCAGACCAGAUGGUACUUCAAGUACUUCCUCGGGAAACUGCACCAGAACUACGUCGGGGCGGACGGCGACAAGACGCCGUUCUUUCUGUCCGUCGUUCUCACGGACGCGAACAACCAGUGCGUGCCGCAGUACCGAGCCAUCCUCUGGAAGAAAACGGGUGCUCAAAAAAUUUCAAUACCCUACACGCCAAAUAAGCCAAUGACGGUGAAACAGAUAUUAAGCAAUUUUCCGAAUAUGGAGAAGUUGGAGAAAGGUCCAAAAGAGAUCUUCACGCCUGAUAUUCAGAAGGAUUUGUUGCUCCUUGAAGAACAAGAAGGUUCUGUCAACUUCAAAUUUGGCGUUUUGUAUACCCGUCCAGGGCAGAAUACUGAUGAUGAGAUGUUCAGCAAUGAGGCUGGGAGUCCUGAGUUCAAUCGUUUCAUCAGUUUGCUAGGAGACAAGGUACGACUCAAAGGCUGGGACAAAUACAGAGGUGGCCUUGAUGUCAAAGGUGACAUGACAGGACGUUUCUCUGUCUACACAAUUUAUGAGGGUCACGAAAUAAUGUUCCAUGUGUCAACAUUACUGCCAUACUCCAAAGAUAAUCGGCAACAGGUCGAACGGAAGAGGCACAUAGGAAAUGACAUUGUCAACAUCGUGUUCCUGGAUGGUGGUGCCACUCAGAUGAACCAGUUCAACCCGUCCUUCAUUAAGUCACAAUUUACACACGUUUUUGCACUUGUGACAUAUUCCCUUGAAGAUAGUAGCUACAGGCUGGCACUUUUCUCAGAAGAAUCAGUUCCACUAUUUGGUCCAUCGCUUCCCUGUCCACCUGUAUUCAGAGACUCACAGGAGUUCCGUGAGUUUCUCAUAGUCAAGCUGAUAAAUGGAGAAAAGGCUGCUUUCAACACUCCAACAUUUGCUCAGAAGCGAGAAAGGACAUUAGACAUGCUAAUCAAAGACCUGUUUUCAGAGCACAUGAAUGAUGGGAGAGGGACAAUGUUAAACCGACGGGCAUUCAGUGAUGUGCUUCCUGAUCCUCCCCGUGGGUCACGGCGGAAAGAGGAGGCACGUCAGGUUGAGUUCGUGCGCAUUGGACAGGCCCUGAAGUUGGACACCAUUGUGAAAGGUGAUGCACCCACUAGCCUGGCCACCACCGGCCUCUUCAAACGAGCACCUUGGGAGCCACAGUGUUUCUACCCUGACUUUGGGCAUGAGAUUAUCUGUGGAGACUCAUGGGGUGAGACUAGGUUGCUGGUUGCCACUGAAUCUGGUGUCUAUCUUGUUGAAGAGAGCAUGUCACAUCGCUUGGUGUUUGACAAAACAGUUGCUGUCAAACAGCUCCAUGUAGUUGAAGCACAUGGCAUCCUGUUGUUCCGAGCAGACAAAGGUCGUGACAGCAAGAUUCAUGUAUUUCGACUCUCAGAUUUUGAUGGAGAUUUUAGCAAUGAGGGUUCUGCACGUGGACGUCAGGAUUUGAAGGAGCAUCGUCUAGAGAGAACACGAGGUUGCCACAUGUAUGCCAUUAGUAGGGCUGGAGGUUCACACCUGAGAAUGGUUGUUGCAAUUGGCAAGAAAUUAUUGGUGAUGCAGUGGCGCCACUCAGCAGCGUGGACAGCCUGGUGUCCUGCCAGUGACACGGACACUGUCGAUGGGUUCCAGUAUAUUCGGGAGAUUCAGGUGCCAGAACCCCCUCAGCUGAUCACAUUAGUUGACUCAUCUCUGUCAGGAUCAUCAGGUGGUGGCAUAGCAGACAAUCAUAUCUGUGUAGGUUACCGUCACCAGUUCGACCUGGUGAAUGAGCGCACAGGUGAGGUGUCUCGGCUGCAUGCUGUCGAAGGUAGUCGAACACAUCUUGUUGCAGCUGUUGACCUCUAUGAAGAUGAAGAACCAGAAUUACUUCUUUGCUAUAAUCAUACUUGUCACUUUCAGAAGCUCUCAGAAGAAAGUGCUAGCAGCACAGAAUUCGACUUUCACUGGAAUUUUGUACCUACAGUUAUUGUGUGUGCCUUCCCAUACAUCUUCGCCUUCACGACCGAUUCAAUGGAGAUUCGCCUCAUUAUCAAUGGAAACCUGGUUCAGACCAUGGUGUUACCUAAACUGACUCUCAUAUGUUCCAAGAAUGAUAUCUUCUUUGCUACUACGGCUCCAGAAUUCUUCCAUAACAAAGCUGAAAGGCUACAAGUGGAUAGACCAGAGAGAGACCCCAGCAUCUCACCACCUUCUUCACCACACUCUUCACCCGAAGCACGGCCAUUCCGUUUGUACCGCAUUCCACUACACACACUUAGUGGGAUGGUUGCGCCUUGUGACCGGAGGUGCCCCACUCCAUCUGAACCGGCAAGCAGUAGUGGCAAUGAUACUUCUUCAGAAUCAGCCAGAUCUCUCAUGGUACCUGGAGAAUCGCACCACCACCUGAGUCACUAUGCUGAGAAUAGCUCAGGAUCCUUCCUGCUUGCUGAACCUUCACGUGGACUCAGCAGGAGCUGCUCCUCUUCUCCCACGCCUCAUCAACCUCCAGGGUCAACUUUCCUCACACCGAAAUGAUGGCAGCCGUUCCAAGGGGCCGAGCUUUCAUUUGGUAUAUAAUUACAUAUUCAUUCUUUUCUCUCUUGUUUUGCAUCAGGUAUGAUGACAUAAAAUUAUAAACAUAUUUUUAAAUGAUUAAAAUAUUUUUCCAUGUACAUUGUACAGUACAAAACUCUAUUUGUGAUGUUACGGUAAAGAAAUGAUGAAUCAUGUUCACCAUAAAUUUUCUGAAGAUCAAAAUACUGAAACAAACGCAAGAAAUAUGUCUGUAACUAUAACAAUACAUGAUGUAGUAUUGCUUGUUCUGUGGCUUGUACCAUACAAAGUAAAUAUGAUGUGAUUGGAGUUUCAGAAUGAAUUCUCCACUUCCUGGAGUGUUUUCCAAGGACUGUUUGGAUAUCUGGUUCUAUUACUUGUAAAUAAGCAAAGUCUUGAAGCAUAUUUUACAUUUGACUUUUUCCCUGGCAUAAUCAUGUUUCAAAUGUCAUGUUAUUGACAAGCCUUGUUUCAAGUCAAUAACAAAAAAUUCCAAGCAGAGCUCUUAAAGCCUGCUUUCCUACUGCAUAGAUUUCCAGUUCUGCAUCUCUAUAACUGUUGUCAUUGUUCAAUUGUAUUACUGGGUACAGCAUAAUACUUAAGUGUAGAUUGUGUAUACAUUAAAUUUAUUUUAUAUAACAACACAGUUAUGCAUCACCAUGUUUCCAGUUGUUCACCUACAAACAGUUUUUCACACAUAAUAUGGAUAUGAUCUGGCUCCAUACAGAAUUUCAUAUGCCUGGCUCCAAGCUUCAUUAAAUAUUGUCAUCAGACUGAAAGUGAAAGAAAAUAUUUGCAGUCAGUCAUGUUCGUAUUUUACCAUUCUACAUAAGAAAGAAAAAUGCCUCUGCAAAAGUUGCAAAAGGAGAGUCUGCCCUGAAGCUGAAGUGGUAAGUUCCUCUUGAACGUUGAUACCUGCCCCCUUAGACCACACAUCAGCACAUUCGAACAGAGUCACCAUGCAGACCAGGAAAAAGUGCAGAAAGGAAGUGUGAGGAUUGUAUUGUAUUGUUGUCCUAGGAGAAACUGAUGUUGCCAGGGAAGUAAUACAGACAAUGUGGUCAUUGUAUCAUAGCCAUGGCUGUCCAGUCUCAAACACAGGAGCAAGUAGGCCACAUCUCUUCAAUGUACAUAGAUUAUACUCCUGUGUUUCUCACCUGUUAGAAAUGUUGUUAAGAUACUAAAGAUCUGAUAGAUAUUAAUCUUUAUUUCAUAUUCCUUUUUCAUUUCUGAAAAAUUGCAUUUCAUUCUGUACCACCAUCCCUGAUGAAAUUACUAUCUUCUUAACACUUUGCGGACCGCACACCUUUUAAAAGGUUUUUUCGCUUUUAAACAUGGUGGACCAUUCGCGUGUUA
Cryptotermes secundus is the source of this 4893-nucleotide messenger RNA. Its product is annotated as GTPase-activating Rap/Ran-GAP domain-like protein 3. The coding region runs from base 478 to 3519 and encodes 1013 amino acids. Gene Ontology annotation, cellular component: cytoplasm. Gene Ontology annotation, biological process: activation of GTPase activity; regulation of small GTPase mediated signal transduction. The transcript is spliced from 22 exons. The record is from RefSeq and is a predicted model, not a curated record. NCBI's taxonomy places the organism in Eukaryota, Metazoa, Arthropoda, Insecta, Blattodea, Kalotermitidae. Gene Ontology annotation, molecular function: GTPase activator activity.